This is a messenger RNA of Haliotis rufescens (red abalone), 3405 nucleotides long. RefSeq names its product protein PML-like. The transcript is spliced from 6 exons. The record is from RefSeq and is a predicted model, not a curated record. Gene Ontology annotation, molecular function: zinc ion binding. Lineage: Eukaryota; Metazoa; Mollusca; Gastropoda; Lepetellida; Haliotidae. The coding region runs from base 22 to 1947 and encodes 641 amino acids.
GAAGUCUACAGUCCAGGUGGAAUGGACACCUUCCCGAAGUGUUCCGUCUGUCAUCAGGAGUUGACACUAAAAGGUCCAGUCCCCUACUUACUGCCCUGUCUACACGCUCUGUGUGGGACGUGUGUGACAUCUCCGGCUGGCGGUGUGAUAUCAUGCUCCACAUGUCAGAGGGAGGUCAACCUCACAGAAACAAGUCUCCAGAAGGAUGCAGUCAGACAGAAGGAAAUAUUCCACCUGACCGUCAAACAUCGCACCACAGAGCCCCUCUGUACAAAUGACGAUGACGGGAACCAGGCUGUGUGUUGGUGUCAGGAGUGUGAAGAGUUCCUCUGUGAAUACUGCCAGAACAUGCACAGCAGCGUCAAAGUUUCCAGAAAUCAUGCUGUGCACAACUUUGGGGAUAUAACCCCCACAAAACUUGAAAAUAAAACCAAUUGCAGUAUUCACGAACGGUAUCCACUUGAUUUGUUCGACAAAAGCUGCAACAUGUGUAUCUGUUGCCAAUGUAGGAGAGGAGAGCACGCGGAUCACGAGGUUUGUUACCUGGAUGAAGCUGCUGAAGGAGUGACACAGCGGAUUGAACAACACGGGAAAGAUCUGUCAGCGUUACUGUCUCGUCAGCAAACACACCUUCAGAGCAUCAGACAAGAAACUCAGUUGACCAACAGGACACAGGACACAUUGAGGAAGACAAUAGAACAUACUUUCCGGUCUUUAAGAUCACACCUUGACCAAAGGGAGAAGGAACUCCUGAUUGAUCUUGAAAGUCAGACGAGGGAAACCAAGGCAACUCUACAUGCUCUUGAAACCUCAUGCGAAGAGCAUCAUGCAAGAUGCACCGACAUUUCAGGUUACAUCCGAAAAUGUUUUCUCUAUGCUUCAACAUCGGUCCUCGUGCAGCUGGAGACUACUGUUGAGGGGAUGACUCGGAUCUGCCUAGAAACUGCUUCACCUGAAACACAUGAUGUACCUGAAGCUGUCUUCAACAUCAAUGGCUUGUCCAAACUGAAAUCAGAUAUGUCUGGAUUUGGGAACAUCACUACCUUGAAAGAAGAUUCAGAAGGGGGAACAUCUGAGGAUAAGCAAACACAAACUGAUGAUGACUAUUUGGCGGACCUUGAACAGAAACACGAAAUGGAGCUUGCAAAGCUGGAGUCAAAGAAAGACAAAAACUGCCAGGUCGCCUUAGAAACCAUUGAUCGUCUACAAACCCUGAUUGGAUUCACAACUGGAGGCUGUGUUCAUCUGCUGAAGACAGGUGUAGCAGACAGACGCAUGGUCCUGCAUUGUGUACACCUAAAGUAUGACAAAGACAGAGCCAAUCUCGCCUGGGUCCACAUCAACACAGAAGGAGACCUGGUCAACAGGAAGUCGGACACCAGACCUGCAGGGGAGGGGAGACUGAAGAAGUACAGUGGCACAUGUAGCACUGCCCCCCUCCCCCGGGCUGGCUGUCCCCAGUACUGGGAGAUGAAAUCUAGGGUCAGCCUGGAUGAAACACUCCCGUGGGGCUGGGUCAUCCUGGAGGUUGGUGUGUGCAGGGAGGAGCAGAGGGACGUGUAUUGGAUAGGUGGACGUCCCGGCUCCUACAGCUUGACCGUCGCCCACUGUCCUACACACGGCGGGAUAUGCAGGAUGACAUGGAAGGAGUGGGAGUGUGUACUGCAUCAGCCUGACACUCUCCCCAACACAGCAGGGGCAUCACACACACUACAUUACGGUGUCGUCUAUGAUGACGCUAGGAAGAAGAUUGUCUUCAUUGAUGUAAAGGAGAAUAAAGUGAUGUCGACGUUAGGCAAUGUAGACUCCAGUCAGCCACUGUGGCCGAUGUUGGGGGUGUAUAGCCAACCUGGCCCCACUGUCAUCAUGACACUUGUAGUGGGCAGAGACAUAAACAUGACAGAGGAGAAGAAAGCAAUGAUUGUCAAGGCACUGUCGUCAUGGUGACAAUGAUUGUCAAGGCACUGUCGUCAUGGUGACAAUGAUUGUUAAGGCAUUGUGGCGACACUGAUUGCCAACGCACUGUCGUUAUGGUGACAAUGGUUGUCAAGACACUGUCGUGAUGGUAACAAUAAUAGUCAAGGCAUUGUCGUGAUGGUGACAUUGAUGGUGGCCGAAGACCACUCACUCACUCACUCACUCACUCACUCACUCACUCACUCACUCACCCAUUCACUCACUCACUCACUCACUCACUCACUCACUCACUCACUCACUCACUCACUCACUCACUUUUGAACUGCGGGUAAUUGAGCGAGGUCUUUUUUUUUAUAUAUAAAAUAUGUUGUAUGCAAUGCGUGUAUUUAGGAAAAACAUCGAAUGUAUGUUUAAAGACGCCUUCAGCAUUUCUUUAGGGCACUUUGCAACAACAGGGAGAUUGAGACUUUGUUUCCUUGCAUUCGCUUCCACGGAGGAAACUCCCGAACAUAGUUUAACCAUGCUUCAAUGAUUACUGAUGUGUCUGCGAGUGUAGUUUUACGCGUCUUGAAACAACAUUUCCGCAAAAUCACACCAGGGAACACCAGAAAUUUACUUCCAAGAUUUUACCCAUGCAUGUGUGGAAUCGAACCAGGGUCAGUGGCCUGACGAGUGAAUGUUCUUACCAUUAAACCACCCCACCACCCCUAGUUAUUGUGGAAAUAAUGGUUAACUUUCCUGUAAUGUUCUACACCUGUUCCUUAUAAGACUUAUGAAUGCACAGCGAUUGUAUAACAUGUAUGCACAUACCUGACCUGUGAAGAUCCGGGGUAGAAUAGGCUUGCCGUGAACGGCGACUAUGCUGUCGUGAAAGGCGACUAACGGGAUCGGGUGGUCAGGCCUGCUGACUUGGUUGUUGCAUGUCAUCGAUCCCAAUUGCGUGGAUGGACGCUCGAGUUGUAAAUCACUAGAUUGUCUGGUCAAGAAUCGCUUAUUUACAGACCGCCGUCAUAUAGGUGGAAUAUUGCUGUGUGGGGCGUUAAACAACAAACAUCACCUAUAGCUCUACGAAAAUCUAUGAUUUUAUUACAAUAUUAUAUUCUUAAUGUUGAAAUCGUUUGUCUCCAUGGCAACAGACUUGAAAUGGAAUUGUAGGGUUGAAUAACUCAAUAGUUGUUUUAUAUUUAUUGACUUGUGGCAAGUUGUAUACUUAAUACACUGUUGUUAACUGACGGAAGGCAUGGAUCGUGUUCCAUACCGAGGUUAUAAACCUUUCAGUCUUUCUCAUAGCAAAUUAAGAUCAAUUCGUUUAUACCUUUAUUUGUUAGAUCUCAGCUUAGAUUUAAAUGUGAGUCAUCUAUACAGGUAUAUAUUCUUAUGUAUAACUGCUUUAGAAGGACUUGUACAUAUAUAUCAAACUCCUUCGCCAUUUGCGUAUACAGAUGAACCUAGUAAAGUGCCUGUUAAUGAAUAAAUUUAACCAAUUCA